Molecule: messenger RNA, 6002 nt
Organism: Odontomachus brunneus
Lineage: Eukaryota; Metazoa; Arthropoda; Insecta; Hymenoptera; Formicidae
Product: synaptotagmin-10-like
Exons: 10
Coding region: 2668-3909 (413 amino acids)
Biological process (GO): regulation of dopamine secretion; cellular response to calcium ion; regulation of calcium ion-dependent exocytosis
Cellular component (GO): membrane
Molecular function (GO): calcium ion binding; SNARE binding; calcium-dependent phospholipid binding
Source: RefSeq, a predicted model, not a curated record
GACUUUUAUGUUCAUUUUAACUCGUUUUACAUUCCCACAAAAUAUGCGGAGGAGAGUCUGGGAUACCCUAUAUGUGUUAACGCAAAAAGUUUAUGUUCUUUACACAUUCACUUACGCUUUUUACUUAUAUUUUUCUCUCAUUGGACGAAGUGGUCUAUACGUAAUUCUAAUUUAAUUGCCGAAACUUCGCCACACAAAUAUGUGCUUUAAUAUAUAAGAUAUUAAUAUAUAAGAUAAGCUGUAAUAGCUAUAGUAUUAAUAUAAAAUAAGCUAUAAUGAUACAAAUUAACAAAUCUUCGUUGCGGUAUACAGCUACGAAAAGUUUCUUCGGAAAAUCGUAAGAGCAAUAACAACCGUAGAGUUAAUUCUCAUAGAAAUUUCUCGUUUUUCUAAAAAGUAUGUAAAAUACAAGUUAUGUAAAUAAACCUUGCUAGUGCAUAUGUGAGUAGAUCACUAAUGUAAAAAAGCAUUAUCUUAUAAAAAUCAUUUGCGGAUGUCUAGAGUGAAAUUAAAUUUUUAAUUAUGAGAGAAUAAUAAUGUUUGACAGUAGUAAACGCGUAUGAUUACACUUGGCCUAGCAUAUGCGACGAAUAAAUUUUCUAUGUAAAACAAAUCUUUUAUCCCAAUUAUUUCAUGUUCGAUUCCUGGCUGAGGCAGUAUUUUUCAUAACUUUUAAUAUAAAUAAAAAAAUGCACAGUCGAAUGGGAUAGAGAUUGUGCAUUAAUAAAACUAAUAAUAAUUAGAAAAGUCGAGUUUAUACAUAUAGAAUAAAGAUUAAUUUAUCUUAUAUGUUAAGUCGAGAAUAAUUGGUCAUAUACGUUUGUUACUAUCAAAUGUUACUAUUUUGUCAUAAUUUUAAAUUUAAUUUUGCACUAGACAUCUAUGAAUGGCUUUUAUAAAGCCAUAUUUUUUUCACAUUAAUAAUAUAAAUUUCAUGUUGUAGCAACUAGUCUACCUUUGUUAGUUUAAGUGAUUGUUCUAUUUUAAUUGACAAAAGUAAAAAGAAGAGGAUUUCUAUAAUUAUAUUUUCCUAUUUUUAUUACUGUACGCCAGCAUGAACAAAUGAUAUACAAAACAAAUUUUAUAUAUUCGUUUAUAUACAUGUCCUUAUGAUUGAAUUAUAACUUUCAGCACUAGGGAUUUACUUUUUAUUGUAUCGUUGAAGAUAAUUUUACUACGGUGUACACGUGUUUUGAAGCAUUCUUUUUUUAAGUAUUUGAUUCAAAGUAAAACCUUAUGGUAUGCUUUAAUUGUAUUAUUGAAUCCCUUUUCAACAUUACAGAAUCGUUCCGAUUCUUUAGUCACUAUACCCUUUAUCUCUUUUUUAGAUAAAUUUAAUCUGUAGCUUUUUUUUCUAAUAAUCACGUUUUUUGCCUUAAAUAAUACGUAAGAUAUAAAUCACAGAAAUAGAAUAAGCGAAAUAAUAUAAUACUAUAAUUAUAUAACUUUCCUUCAAAAUGUUUAUUAAUGUGUUUGUAAAUCCUUAGAUAAUUUUAUAUAGUUUUAAAAUGUGUCAAAUUUGUUUUAAGAAUGGUACUCACGUCAGCUAAUAAUUUUCCGUGAUAGCUGUCAAUGUGAUUGAUAAAAACACGCCAGGGCUUAAAAUAUGAUUUUGCAUUUUUAAUAAACAAAUUGCGAUCUUUUAGUCUUUUUCCAACCGCUUCAUGGCCGGAUAGAUCGUUUAAAAUAGCCGUGGUUAUUGGCUCCGUUAUUGAUAUAUUUUGUUCAAUAUCCAUUUUGUAUAUAAGGGACAGUUACUUCAUAAGCAUACGAUAUUUUGUUUUACAAAAGUACGAGAUGAAUUUUGACAUUUCCAACUUCUCGGUACAACUUCAAUACGAUUGAAAAUGUGUUAAAUAUAUGCGCACAUAAAGAUAGUUUACACAUUAAAUGUUACACAUUAAUGCCCGUUUUCACCAAUAGUGACCAAUAGUGAUUGUAAAUUUUUCGUAGCUGUACACCGCAACAAAGAUAAUUUGUAUCAUUAUGGUUUAUUUUAUAUUAAUAUUGUAACUAUUAUAGCUUGUCUUAUAUAUUAAAACACAUAUUUGUGUGGCGAAGAUUCGGCAAUUAAAUUAGAAUUACGUAUAGACCGCUUUGUCCAAUGAGAGAAAAAUAAAGAGUGUAAGUGAAUGUAUGAAGAACAUAAACUUUUCGCGUAGAUAUUAAACUAUGUUUAUCUGAAUGUCGUUUAAAAUGAAUGUUAGUUUAAGCUCGGUUUAGAUAUCGCUUUCCACCAACUUUUUUAGGGCCGGUUUUGCAAUAGCAGUUUAAAUUUUGAUUCAAGUUUAAACUUUAUCUUAAUAAUGCGUUUGUUUUGUUCAAACAGAGUUUAAGUUGAAAUCUAAGUUUAAACUAUCAUUAAAAAACCGACCUUUAGAAAGCAUCGUUUAAGUACACUUAUACUCUGUGCGAUAAAACUUUUCUAGUUAUCAGCAUGGACGUAAGAAUAUCUGAACAGAGCACAAAUGCGACUAUCGACGAGGAACUGUGAAGGGGCAAGGGGCUUACGAGGCAAGAGGAGUACAUCGUCGCAGCCAUGUUGAGGAAUGGAGCGAAACUUUACCGUAUCAGCUUUUGAUCGGUGCAGGAGUGGCAUUAAUCGGUCUGAUCUUAUUGGCGGCGGUAAGCUACCAGUGCUCUUCCACAUGGCGAUGGUUGAUAGGCAUGUCACGACACGAGAAUAUCGAGGACUCCGAGAUGGAUCAGACUCAACAGAAUGCGAUUCGUAUCAGUCAUUCUCUUCCAGAUCUCCAGUCAGAACCGAUCACUCACGAAUAUGUUCAAGAACAAAAGGAAAAUAAGAAGGUGCUACGUCAAACCACUUUACCAAUUGUACCAAUAAGACAUCAAAGUUUUCAACGUCAACUGUCACACCGACUUGAUUUGCCUAAUAUGAAGUUCAGCAUUUGUAGUUUAGAGAAUCGCAGCGACUCCAGUCUCGGUCUUAUUAAGCCCGAGUUAUACAAAAAAGAGCUUCUAAGACAAGAGAGCGCGGAAAGCUCGAGUACUAUAGAAAUGGAAUACGCUGGGAAAUUACAUUUUGCUCUUCGCUAUGACAAGGAAAUUGAUGGACUCGUUGUCAAGGUUCUGCAAGCUCGAGAAUUACCAAUAAAAGAUGUUACAGGCAGCAGCGACCCAUAUAUAAAAGUAUAUCUGUUGCCAGAUAGAAAGAAGAAGUUUCAGACGAAAGUACAUCGGAAGAAUUUAAAUCCUAUAUUCAAUGAAACGUUCAUUUUUAGCGUAUCGUAUGAGGAACUGAGAGAACGUUACUUGCAAUUCUCGGUUUACGACUUUGACCGAUUUUCACGUCACGAUCUUAUUGGACAAGUGGUUCUUAAAGGACUUUUAGAUUGUACCGAUCUCGAGCAAGAAAUUGAAUAUACGAUGGACAUCCUUUGCGCCUUACAGGAGAAGGUGGAUUUGGGAGAAUUAAUGUUGUCUUUAUGUUACUUGCCAACGGCUGGUCGAUUGACAUUAACCGUGGUCAAAGCCAGAAAUCUUAAAGUGAUGGACAUAACGGGGAAAUCAGAUCCUUAUGUGAAAGUCUAUUUGCUGUGCCAAGGUAAGAGAAUAAAGAAGAAAAAGACUACGGUGAAAAAAAACUCUCUUUAUCCCGUGUACAACGAGGCGCUAGUAUUUGAUGUACCCGCGGAUAAUAUCGAGGAUGUCAGUCUCAUAGUGAAAGUAAUCGAUUACGACAGGAUUGGACCGAACGAAUUGAUGGGAUGUACAGCUAUUGGAUCGAGCUUUAUCGGAAUUGGUCGAGAUCACUGGUUAGAAAUGUUAGACAAUCCUAGAAAACCAGUGGCUCAGUGGUAUCCGUUGAUGGAGACUGUGGCUGGUCAUAUUCCAGCGGUGGACUCGGAACCACUUCCAGUAAGCUUGAGUUGCUUGAACAGCAGAUGAAGACAGCAGGCGAGAGACAAACAUCACAAAAAUACGCAAAUAUUGUCGGACGCCGAAUUGGACAUUGUCACCUUCUGUCGCGUGCACAUUGCUUAACUGAUUUAAGUACCUGUAUCUUGAAAAGCCGGAAGACGAAUUCUAUGCUUUACAACUUUACUUCGUAUGGGAAGCAUGAAAUAAUAAACGAUUUGAUGUAUAAGCAAAACUGACCAUUAUAUGGAAACAAACAUAUAUACGUUAUUCAAUUCUGACAAUUCGAUAGCGAUCGUAAUAGAAACGAGAUUGAUUUGUGACUUUUUCUUUUCGUGCUUUUUCUUUGUUAUAUUAAAAUGCAGGCUGGUCCCGUACCGUUUCAGAUGCAAAUAGUGGAUCGGAUCAUUACAGCAUAUCUUAUUGGUAGCAUUUUUUUAAAUACAUGAAUGACAUGACAAUUAUUUAACCCAUUCGCUUCAUUUGACGAGUUGAGCUCGUCAUGCCCUUGCGAAGCCAUAAAUUCAAGUGACGAUCAGACUGUUUUGAGCUAUACCAUACAAAAACAUGCUUUUAACUUUGCAGUACGCAUCAUGGUAGAGUAACAAGGUGUGAUCUACGCAGGCAUUUUUGCUGGCCAAUGAGAGAGCGUGACUGAACUCAGCCAUCUUGAGCAAUUUAAAUGCAUGUAAUAAAAAAUGAUUCAUGCAAAGAAAGUGAAAAGUAACUACGGUGAAUAGAUGUUACAAAAUAUAAAUAUAUAUUCUUUUUUAAUAUCAACUUUAAAACUCGAACAAAGAAAUAUAAUUAGAAUAAAUACAUUUUGUAUAACAAUAAAUAAAUGUUAACAUUAAUUAAUUAGUAAAACAUACAUUUAGUACAAUAACGAAUAAUAAAUAAAAGUGAAAUUUACAUUCAAAAUGUAGUAACUUUACGAUUUGUAAAUUUGAACAUUUUUUUGUUGUUUUACUCUUUGGUUUUCUGGAGAAAUUUGUUUAUUGAUAUUUCUAAUUCAUAUGUACGCGUACGAGAAGCAUAACAAUACUUCUCAUGGAAUCUUAAUAUUUUGUAUUUUCUCCUGAGUCAUGUCGAUAAAUAUCGAUAAUAUCGCUAUAUCUCAUGAUGCUUCCCCUUUACACACACAGACGCGUUACUAUCUGUGAUUACAAGAUGACGUAUCUUAGUCACUGCGCAAACUGUGACGAAAUGCGUCUAAGAAACGAGUACACUUUGUUAUUUCCACCAUGGUACGCAUAAUGCUUUAAAGAUAUGUGUGUACUUUUGAUUUUUUACAAAAUAAGAUUUCUUCUACAAAAUAAAUAAUUCCGAAUAAUUUUAGGAUAAUUUUACAGCAUUUUAGUCUGAGGCGAAUGGGUUAAAUUUCUUAGAUUAACGCAUGAAAUUACAUAUAAGUAAAUUUUGAAAUACGAUAAAUAUGUAGCGCUAUGAAUGCAUAAAUCGCUUAUAUAUAAAAUAUGAAAAGUACAAGCGCAUACCUUUGAUGAAGAUGAGAUAAGUGAACAAGAGCUCAGAGCAGAUUUAGAAACGACAGAUUGCAUUGACGAUAGAAUAUAAUCGAAUCACAAUAGACUCUUAAGAUAGCACAGAAGUAGGCAAACGUGUUGAAUGCAUGCAUUGUUUAUUACUUCACGCUCGCUAACUACUUCCGCGCAAAUCUUCUAUAAACGUGAUAUAUGUUUAUAUACAAGAUGUAUGCCGGUAAUAUAAACAUUUCUCGUGUGCAUGUAGAUUGGAUCAAAAAGUUUUGUAUUAUUUUGUGAAUAAUCACGUAACAUUUUGGAUUAAUAAUUAAAGAAGAUUAACGAAUAAUCACACAUAAUGUGAUAGACGAGUCUUGCAAAUGUGAUGCCUAGAUUUUCAUACCGCUCCUCAAUUGCUGGUAGCUGGCAAGAGAUAGAGUAACGUUGUAAGUGGCAUGCAUCACUCCCUCACUAGUUACCGAUUGACGAGUAACAUGAUGUUAUCUGUACUGUCAUCUCCAAUUUUAUCUUAAGAAGGUGACUUUAUACGAAGGUUACAGGAGAGAUCCGGAUCAACAAGAGAAAUGUCGAAUGAGUGUAUAUAUAUAUAUAUAUAUAUAUAUAUAUAUAUAUAUAUAUAUA